Neurospora crassa OR74A is the source of this 894-nucleotide messenger RNA. RefSeq names its product NADH:ubiquinone oxidoreductase 9.5kD subunit (gene nuo9.5). The record is from RefSeq and is a predicted model, not a curated record. Bases 231 to 479 code for a protein of 82 amino acids. The transcript has 3 exons. NCBI's taxonomy places the organism in Eukaryota, Fungi, Ascomycota, Sordariomycetes, Sordariales, Sordariaceae.
GGGGGCCGGACGGCACGCGCACGGCCGCUCUCAUCUCGAGUCUCGAAAUCGCAGCAGCUGCCGAAGCUCUCAAACGACACGCCCGGACGCCGACCACGCCGACGACGACGAUAGCGACGAGAACGAGUGUCCCUCAUUCUGUUGACAGGCCACAGUCAGGGCUAGAGAAACGAAAACAAAACAAAUACUUCAAUACGCAACAACGGCAACGGACGAUAGACUAGACAAAUAUGUCGGGCACAAUCCCUCACUUCUGGGCCCAGCCCUUCCGCUACAUUCGCUGGUCCGCCCGCGAGAAGCCCGCCUACUUCUACUCGUGCGUCAUCGCCGGACUCGGCCCCGUCUUCCUGACGGUCGUGCCACCUGUGCGCAAGUAUUUUGGGGAUGUCAACCCGGCGCCGAUUCCCGUUACUUAUCCUAUCCCCACCGGACCUAGGAAGCAACUUACGGGUUAUGAUGAUGAUACCGAGGAGGCAUAAAGGCAUGAUGGAUGUUAAGGUAUCGAUUGGGCUGAUGCUGGAAGAGAGAGAAGGAGAGAAAAGAAAGACAAUCACCAAGCGGAGAGACAGUACGCUGUUGUUGUGGACAUGAAGGAUUACAGAAACUUCCCAAACAACGUGAACGGUCGAAGUCUGGAGGAAGUAUCAGAAUACAGGAUGAUAUGUACCAGAUGAAACGAGAUCGAUCGGUUCCCCUCUACCUUUUCAUCUUCCAGUGGUUGACGCCGGGGAAACGGGGUGAUAGGAAGUCUAAUGUAUUACGGGCUAUAGUAUAGAACUUGAUAUCUAUAUAUUUGACCAAGGAAACCUCUAGGGCGGUGAUCAUAGGUACGGCCUUGAGGGUCUGUAUAAUGUUAUCCCGACAGAUGAGAUAUAUCUCCAAAUAAAAUCUUGC